AUGGCGGCCCCUGCGAUACAUCAGCAACAGCAGCAGCAGCAGCAGCUGCCGGACACGACGUCCAUCCCCGGCUACAUCAUCCUGCCGGACCCGGACGAGAAUGCGCCCCAGGCCGCCGCGCCGCCGCGGACGGCCGUCCACCCGCUUGACCAGCUCUCGGCCGUGGAAAUCACCACCACGGCGCGCCUCAUCCGCGAGCACGCCAGCCCCAAGCAGGUCAAGUUCAACUGCAUCACGCUGCGCGAGCCCAAGAAGAACGAGUAUGCCGCGUUUCGUUCACGCGUGGGCCCGCGCCCGGAGCGGCGCGCCUUCGCCAUCGUGCUCGAGCAGGGCACGGCCAACGUGGCCGAGGUGAUUGUCAACCUGACGCAGGGCCGCGUCGAGGACUGGCGCGCCGUCAGCAACGUGGCGCCGACGCUGACGCUCGAGGACCUCGACGUCAUGGAGCGCAUCGCGCGCAAGGACCCCAAGGUCAUCGAGGCGUGCGCCGAGAUCGGCAUCACCGACAUGAACACCGUCUACUUCGACGCCUGGGCCAUCGGCAUCGACCGCCGCUGGGGGUUCGAGCGCCGUCUGCAGCAGGGCCUCCCCUACUGGCGCGCGUCGCCCAGCGACAACCAGUACGCGCACCCGCUCGACUUCACCGUCGUGGCCGACACGGAGACGGAGGAGGUGCUAGCCGUGGACAUCCGCCGCGUCAACGGCGAGCGCACGGCCGUGCCGCAGGCGCAGCACAACUACCUGCCCGAGUUCAUCGGCGACAUGUACCGGCCGCAGCGGCUCAAGCCCAUCGACAUCACGCAGCCCGAAGGCGUGUCGUUUGAGAUGAAGGGCAGCGAGAUCCACUGGGCGGGCUACAAGAUGCACAUCGGCUUCAACUACCGCGAGGGCAUCGUGCUGUCCGACGUGCGCUUCGACGACCCCUGGCAGCAGCGCGAGCGCACCCUCUUCAACCGCAUCAGCGUCGUCGAGAUGGUGGUGCCCUACGGCAACCCGGAGCCGCCGCACCACCGCAAGCACGCCUUCGACGUGGGCGAGUACGGCAGCGGCUUCAUGACCAACUCGCUCAAGCUCGGGUGCGACUGCAAGGGCGCCAUCCACUACCUCGACGCCGUGCUGUCCACCAACAAGGGCCAGGCCGCCAUCAUCAAGAACGCCAUCUGCAUCCACGAGGAGGACAACGGCCUGCUGUACAAGCACACCGACUUCCGCGACGCGAGCGUCGUGUCCGCGCGCGACCGCAAGCUCAUCAUCUCGCAAAUCAUCACCGCCGCCAACUACGAGUACGGCUUCUACCACACCUUUACGCUCGACGGCACCUACAAGCUCGAGAUGAAGCUGACGGGCAUGCUCAACACGUACUGCAUGCACCCGUCCGAGACGGCCGCGCCGUUUGGCACCGAGGUGGCCCCCGGCAUCAACGCCCACAACCACCAGCACAUCUUCUCGCUGCGCGUCGACCCGGAGGUGGACGGGCCCAACAACUCGGUCAUCCAGAGCGACGCGGUGCCCUACGAGGCCGAGGUGGGCUCGGCCGAGAACCCGUUCGGCAACGGCUUCUACUGCAAGAAGACGCCGCUGCGGACCGCCAAGGAGGGCGCCGCCGUCUACUGCCACGAGACGAGCCGCGCGUGGGACAUUGUCAACCCGUCGCGCCUCAACCCGUCGGCCAAGAAGCCCGUCGCCUACAAGAUCAUCAACAACAACUGCCCCGCCGUGCUGGCCAAGCCCGGCAGCACCGUGUGGAAGCGCGCCGCCUUCGCGCGGAAAGCCCUCUGGGUAGUGCCCUACCGCGACUACGAGCUGUUCCCGGCCGGCGACUACGUGUGCCAGUCGACGGGCGACGAGGGCUGGGAGAACAACCUGACGGUCCUCGACUGGGCCAACCGCGACGAGAGCAUCGAAAACACAGACAUUGUCUGCUACCUGCAGUUUGGCCUCACGCACUUCCCCCGCACCGAGGACUUUCCCGUCAUGCCCGCGGAGCCCGUCAGCAUCAUGCUGCGCGCGAGCAACUUUUUCGAGAAGAACCCCGCGCUGUGGGUGCCGCCGUCGCAGAUCAAGUGCGACAGCUCCUCGCGGAAUGCGUUUUCCGAGAGCGCCGCCGCCGCUGCGGGUGGAUCGUGCUGUAGCGGCAAGAAGCUGCCGUCUCACCUGUAG
Molecule: messenger RNA, 2160 nt
Organism: Purpureocillium lilacinum
Lineage: Eukaryota; Fungi; Ascomycota; Sordariomycetes; Hypocreales; Ophiocordycipitaceae
Biological process (GO): amine metabolic process
Molecular function (GO): primary methylamine oxidase activity; quinone binding; copper ion binding
Source: RefSeq, a predicted model, not a curated record